AUGCAUCCACGAAACAGAUACAAGAAUAAUCCGCCUGACUUUAACAUACUUGCUUAUAAAUACGCGUCUUUUUAUCCAUUUGUAAAGUAUAAAAUAAAUGGAGAAGCAUAUAUUGAUUUUAAAGAUCCACUUGCUGUACAAAAGCUUACAUAUAUCCUUUUGCAACAUGAUUUUGACCUUAAGCUUGAUAUCCCGUUGGAUACUUUGUGUCCGAUGGUUAAAAGAUUACUUCAAGAUUCAAGAUCUUGUUCUGUUGAUCUAAACCAUAUUUUAUAUUUAUUCGAGAAUAGACUGAAUUAUAUCCAUUGGUUGGAAGAUUUGAUUUCAUAUACUGACGAUGAUGAUCAUGGAGAAGUAUACGGGUUUGACAUAGGUACUGGGGCAUCUUGCAUAUACCCAUUACUAGGUUGCACUCUUAACAAACAUUGGAAAUUCGUGGCAACUGAUAUAAGUGAACGAAUGAUAAAUCUUGCCGAGGCGAAUGUUGAACGAAAUAAUCUCCAAGCUCGAAUAACAAUCAUAUUAAAAUCAAAAGAAUCAAAACUUUUGCUUGAUGCCAACGAUGAAACUAAAAACUUGAAUAUUCAACGAUUCUCUUUUUGCAUGUGCAACCCGCCAUUUUACGAAAGUCAAGAACAAUAUGAAGCAGGAAUGAUGUUUAAAAAGAAACAAUCUUCUGCGACCUCCACAGGCUCACCUGAAGAAAUUUUUACAAAGGGGGGAGAAUUUGGAUUUAUUAAGCAAAUCCUUGAUGAGAGUUUGAUGUUAAGGGAGAGAUUCAGUUGGUAUACAUCGAUGAUUGGGCGAAAAGAAACUAUUAAUAAAAUUAUUGAUAAUUAUGUGUUGACUGAAUUUUGUCAAGGACAAACAAGACGAUGGGGAAUUGGUUGGUCAUUUGGGAUUCAUCGGCCUCCAUCAAACAUCUCACAGCCUUCGUCGAGAAGACUUCGUAAAGUAGGACCUUCAAUGACAGAGUUUACUACGCAAUGGACUAUAGAGAUUAACAGUCUCUUUGAGUACUUGGAUACGCUAUUUAGAGCGCUCGAAAUCGGAGGUGCUUGGACUACGGCAACAAAUACGUUUAUUGGGAAUGCACCUACUAAUACGUGGUCACGAACAGCAAGGCGACAACGAGAAAGAGCAAAAGCAGCACAACAAUCACAACAGCAAAUGAAUAUGGAAACUGAUAGCGAACCAUUAUUCGAAUUCCAGUGUCACUUGGAGCAGGCGGAAGCACGAAAUGGUAAUAAUGUUAAUGGUUCAAUUGCAAAGAUGACAAUGUCAUGGACAAGUGGAAACGAAAGAAGUAUAUUUGAAGCUUUCUAUUUGCAUGUAAAGAGAAGAAUUGAGGAAAAAUUUGGCAAGAGUGCUUUGCGACCUUGA
Molecule: messenger RNA, 1383 nt
Organism: Ambispora leptoticha
Lineage: Eukaryota; Fungi; Glomeromycota; Glomeromycetes; Archaeosporales; Ambisporaceae
Source: the annotation of a GenBank genome assembly